CACCUCAUCUCACUCCAUUUCCGUAUCUCGGACUCUGCUCAUUAUUUGUAUUUACUUAAAUAUUUGUUUGUCACUUGUUUGCAAAGUGUACAUAAAGAACCCGGAAUAAAAUUAAGCGGAGUAAAAUAACGAUAAAAAUAACCCAGUUUCAGUCACAUAUUUAUGCAUGUACCUGACACCAGGCAGAUUUUGGUCCAUUUUCUUGCAGAUUUUCAAAAAAAAUAAUUUCCAACGUUAAAUUUAUUAAAUUACUAAAAAACAACCAUGCCGGAACAGCAAGAUUUUCGACCUCAACGAAACCGCGACACCACAACGCUUAUCCAGUUAGACUUGGAAAUUCGGAAUUUGUCCGAUUCAACUGUACAAGUUCGUGAGACUAAUGCGGAAAUUUUGAAGAAUUUGGAUCAUUGUAAUUUAAACGAGGAGACGGGUUAUCAUCAUUCCGUUCAAGAAGAAUCUACCGCAAUAUUUUGUGAAGAUGUUGUCAAUUGGCCGGAUAUUCUGUCGUUUUCCCAAGAUGGUGGUAGCCCGACGGCUUCGGAACCCAAAAGUCCAAUUCCGCACCUCAUAACACCGACCUUCGCCGACGUUCUCAAAGGCGAAAAGGCACGCCUCGCCGAAAUUCGUGCCGAUGUCGACAAACACAGCGAAAUGUGGGAAGUUCAAAAAAUGAUAAAUUCACAUCAAACCGAUGAAUUAUUUUCGGACGACGACGAAUCAUCCGAAACUGCUCGAGACGAAGAAAAAGGGACCGAAGUUAACAAACCCGCAGAAAGUAUGGUACUCACGAUGUACAAGUUUUGUCUGGAUAGCGUAAACCCUGUAAUGCAGCAUUACAUAUACUUUGAGAAUAUGAGUUAUAUCGGUUCCAUUUUCAGAGGUAAAUAUAGUACAAAAGUUCUGGCAUCUGUGGUCGGUGGCGUCUUUACUUUGGUCGUCGCUGGAGGACUGGCAUAUGCAUAUUAUUUUUAACAAAUUAAGUUUAUACAGAUGUAGAGAAACCAAUUAAUGUCAGCAAAUUACACGAUAAUAGCAAUUGACUUGCCUAAUUAGUAAUUAAUUAUAAAUUGAACGCAAUAUCCGUUAAUUGGGAGAAUUGUUAUCAGAUUUGUGUAUUAAAUAGUUAGUCCCAGCCAAAGGAAUAAUGUUGUUAAUCGGCUUUGUGAAAUUUUGCGAAUAAAAUAUUACAUGAAAUUCAAAA
Molecule: messenger RNA, 1201 nt
Organism: Folsomia candida
Lineage: Eukaryota; Metazoa; Arthropoda; Collembola; Entomobryomorpha; Isotomidae
Exons: 4
Coding region: 265-972 (235 amino acids)
Source: RefSeq, a predicted model, not a curated record